Didymodactylos carnosus is the source of this 669-nucleotide messenger RNA. The record is from the annotation of a GenBank genome assembly. Lineage: Eukaryota; Metazoa; Rotifera; Eurotatoria; Philodinida; Philodinidae.
AUGAAUUCGAGAACAGUAGGCUAUAUGAACGAUCGAUGCCAAAUGGAAGUAUCAGUCGAAGAUCAUGAUGUAUUCAAGGCUCUUCACGAUUGUAUGAAAGAUAUGAGUAAAUUUCGACAAUAUCUUUACUAUAUUGGUACAUCUUGUGAUACGAGAAAACUACGAAAUAAAAUUCAAAAAUUAAAAGAACGAAUAAUAAAAAGUUUUACACAUCAGCGAGAAUUAAUUUUUAAAACUGGAAAAGGGGCAAAUUCUAAGUCUGAUUUGGCAACAAAACGUCUUGAAAAAUGUAUAUGUUUUACAUUGGCAUCAUUGAGUUAUUACGAAGAUCUUUUACAUAAAUUUACAAUAUUACUUGUUAAUUUUUCACUUGCAAGCGAUCGUACGAAUGUUGUUAAUCUUGGAUUUGAAGAUUCAACAAUAAAUGCCGAAGAUGCAUCGGUCGAAAAUCUUGAAGCUGAAGAAAAUGAAACAAAUCGCUAUAUAGAAUUGCUCAAUCAAAUUCAAUAUUUACAGACACUUCGAGAAGAUAUUGAACAAAUUGAUGUCUAUCAACUUCGCUACCACGCAACAUCUUACUCAAAAGAAUUUGUGGAAAGCAUGCAUAAAUAUAAUGGCGAUGUUACAUUAGAUUAUACCGAGACAAAUGAAUUAUCACUUGUAAAAUAA